AGCUUGUCAAGGUUUUUUCCCCGUCACUUCUUGCGCUUCCCUCCAGAUCCUCUUUCUCCUCUCUCUGUCACUCGUCCUCGCCGUUCAUCUGUGUGUCUUCCGCGCCGCCUUCCUCUCUCGUCCUUUCCUUCAACGACCGCGUUUGUCCGCUCGAGAUUCUUUUCUCCUUUCUCUCGUCCUUUCUUGCCUUCUUCUUCUUCUUUCUCUCUUCCUUCUUUCUCUCAUCCGUCUUUCUCUGCUUCUUCCGUCUCUGCUUCUUCGUCUACCUCUGGAUUGCCCGGUUCGCGAGCGAUGCGCCAGCUCGAUAGAAAUGUGUGGUGUUCGCAGGCGAGACAACACAGUGCAUGGCGGUGUCAGGCCGUUCCUCUUGAGCGUUUGAGAGGUUCCUUCGUGCACUCCUUUGCAGACGAGACUUCGUCGGACAAAGCCGCGAGUUGCGCGCUCAAAGCCGCGUUCGUUUCCUUCCCGCCGAGGCGUCGGCGAGGAAAAAUGCGCAAAGUGGGCUCAGGGAAGUCCCCCGAAUCGCGGGUCGCUGUCGCCUUCCCGAUGCUUUCGCUGAGUGCCUGUCGGCCGCUCUCUCUCGGUUCUUCCUACUCGGUUUCUGCCUUGCCGCGUUCCUGUCUCUGUCUGCUCCUCUUCCUCGUCACUGUCCUCCUUUUGUGCAGCUCCUGGACGCUCACGCGACUUCUGCCAGCGCAGCUUUCCCCGCAAAACCUCGCAGCCGCGCCUCGCGAAGAAACGGCGCCGGAAAAUGCGCUCGACAGCCCCGAGCGCCCCGGCCGUACGUACGCGCCAGCUGGGGUGUCUGGGGAGCUGUCGAGCGGAGCGGAGGCGGCGAGUGAGGCGCUGCGUUCUGCAAACGCUCGCGAAGGCAGCCGAGAACUGAUCUCUCGGGGCGACACUGAGCUCAGGCUCCACCCGGACCGCCUGAGAGGCCGCGGCGGAACGUUUUCUCCAGACAGAACUGCUGUGCGCGACGCGCGCCAGGACCGAGGAAUUCCGCGAGGCGGCGGCGUAGGCGGCCUUGAGCAAGGAGGCAAAAAAGAACAAACCGACCGGGACGUUUGCGGACAGUCCGAGACACACCCGUGUUCGGUCGUCUUCAUCGCAGACCUCGACGUCGGCAGCCGCGUCGACUCGGCGGCAGAAGGCGGGAAGCCUGGCGAACUGCUGUUCAAGAGCUACGCGCUCAAGGGCCAGCUGUAUCGACACCCGAGAAGCGGCCGCGCCGAGGCCAGGCGAGCCGAGGCGCGCUCUGCGACCGCCGAGGGAGUGGAGAGCGCAGACUUCCACUUUCGAUUUUCGCCUGACGAAGUCGACGUUCUGUACGGCAGCCACAACGUCGGCGGGAGAGGCAUGGAGCUGUCGGAGCUCGUGAUGUUCAACGAAGAGCUGCUCACCUUCGACGACCGAACGGGCAUCGUCUACCGUUUCCACUGGCGAGAGAAGCGCCUUGUGCCCAAGUGGCUUCUCGUCGAGGGUGACGGACAAUCCAGCGACAAAGGCAUGAAAAUCGAAUGGGCUACUGUCAAGGGACAACAUCUCUACGUCGGAUCCUUUGGGAAAGAGUACACAGACAACAACGGAAACAUUUUACACCGCCACAACUUCUGGGUGGCGAUUAUCGACGGACAAGGAAGAAUCAAAAGAGAAAACUGGGAAGGCAUUUACGAAUCCAUGAAGAAGGCCCUAGGCAUACAAUAUCCAGGCUACAUCAUCCACGAAGCCAUCAACUGGAGUGACAAACUGAAUCGUUGGGUCGUGCUUCCGAGGCGAGUCAGCCGGGAGCCUUACGACGACGUCAAAGAUGAGAGACGUGGAAGCAACAAGCUGCUGCUGUGCAGCGAAGAUUUCUCAAACAUCGACGUUGUUGACAUCGAGACGCCUCUCCCCGUGGAUCCCCGCAAAGGUUUUUCCUCUUUCAAAUUUGUUCCAGGGACCGGAGACAAAGUUAUUUUGGCGGUGAAGUCUCUGGAAGACUCGACGCAGAACCUGCAACAGUCUUUCUUGACGAUCUUUGACAUCUCUGGUCGCGUGCUUCUUCCGGAUACUCCUUUUCCGCAUGAAAGUAAAUACGAAGGCGUUGCGUUCGUCUGAAGAAGAAGAAGAGAGUCCAGCAAGGACGAAGAUGGAAAAAAGAGGACGAGGCGGCGAACAAGAGGAGAGAAGAGCGAGACGAGGAGAGGAAGAGGACGGAGGUAGCCGGGCGGAAAGGAAGAAGCGCGAGAAGGAAGAAGAGGAAGAGAAGAUUUUUACUUUUCAAGGUCGCCAGCGGAGAGGGAGGGUCUCUGGAAAGGGAGACAGUUGAACAGAGUAAACUCCGCCAGGCGGCAUAUGCAGGGAAAGCGAGCGGCGAGUCCUCUCGAGCAGUUCUUUAAUCUGUCGUCUGCGCCCUCAGGGAGAGAAACGCUACAUCCGGUGAUCCGCGUUUCCGGAAACAUUGUCGAUGAAAAAGUUUCUUCACUUUAAAAAUGUAUCUGGGCGUCCAUGCGCCUGUGCAGGUGUACGAUCCUGUUCUGCGCGCUUUAUCCGAGGAUAAGCCGCACAGCUUCCGGCACCGUUUUCGCUCUUUCCUGGGCGCGCGCGUGGUGCGUCUCUCCGUUGUUCAGUUUCUUGUCGCCUCCUCCGUUGCUUUGACUCCUGUCUCUCAGAGGCUUUUUCCUCGUCCGGCAUGUGCCUGCAUGCGCGCUGUCUGUUCUUGUGUCGAUCCUGAAACUGGCUUGUCGGUGGCUCACAACUGGAGUCCUCGUUCAGGCUCCUAUAGGUACCUGCUGUCUCUCCUCGACGCAAGGUUCUCCAGGGUGCCCACAGGCAGGCGCCGAAGAGCUGGAUGCUCCUGGAUUCCUCGGCUGUACGUACACCUGACUCUGCGUGACUCAUGCGCGUUUCGACGCGCAGUGAAAGAACUCUCUCGAAUCGAUUUCUUGUGAGCUUUCGAGGAAGUGAGAGAAAAGUCUUUCUCAGCAGACGCGUGUCUGCCCCUGCACAAGACUGCUUCUUCUGGCGAGGGAUAUAAGGUCGGGAAGUUGCGCGGCAGUCUUCU
Messenger RNA from Toxoplasma gondii ME49, 3043 nucleotides. RefSeq names its product apyrase. The transcript is spliced from 6 exons. Lineage: Eukaryota; Apicomplexa; Conoidasida; Eucoccidiorida; Sarcocystidae. The record is from RefSeq and is a predicted model, not a curated record. Gene Ontology annotation, biological process: proteoglycan biosynthetic process. Gene Ontology annotation, molecular function: GDP phosphatase activity; UDP phosphatase activity; calcium ion binding. Bases 292 to 2097 code for a protein of 601 amino acids.